AGCUUCUACUGACCCGAAUAUUUUCUUCAAAGCUUAUUUACGACGUUUCUCAUUGUCUAUGCUAUAGAUACGCAUCCCGAGCGAUACAUACGGUUCAAGCUUUUAGUGACAAAUGUUUAGUAAAAAUGAAGGAAAACGCGGUACUUAAGUGGCAAAAAGUCUACAAUCCCACCGGCCCGCAGCCCCGACCCCGGCAUGGCCAUCGCGCGGUCGCCAUAAAAGAUUUGAUGAUAGUUUUCGGCGGCGGAAACGAAGGAAUAGUUCAUGAGCUUCACGUCUUCAACACUACCACAAAUCAAUGGUUCGUACCUGUCACCAAGGGAGAAGUGCCCCCAGGAUGUGCUGCCUACGGCUUCGUGGUGGACGGUACGCGGUUGCUGGUGUUCGGCGGCAUGGUGGAGUACGGCAAGUAUUCGAACGACCUUUACGAACUGCAGGCCUCGCGCUGGGAGUGGAAGCGCCUCAAGCCGCUGCCACCCAAGCAAGGCCUACCACCGUGCCCGCGCCUCGGACACAGCUUUACAUUACUCAAUGGGAAAGUGUAUCUCUUCGGCGGGCUUGCCAAUGAGAGCGACGACCCGAAGAACAACAUACCGAGGUAUCUCAACGACUUGUACACGCUUGAACUGUAUCCUAACUCAUCUAUGACUGUAUGGGACAUCCCAUUAACCUAUGGGCAGUCGCCCCCACCCAGGGAGUCCCACAGCGGCGUCGCCUACACAGAUAAAAAUACUGGUAAAUCGUCACUCAUCAUUUAUGGAGGUAUGAGCGGCUCUCGCCUCGGCGACUUGUGGGUUCUAGAUGUAGAUACUAUGUCCUGGUCCCGUCCUGAAGUUGGUGGUCCGGCCCCUCUCCCACGAUCCCUACAUACAGCCACUGUCAUUGGACACCACAUGUAUGUCUACGGAGGGUGGGUUCCCCUUGUUCCUGAUGAAUCUAAACUUGCAACCCACGAAAAGGAGUGGAAAUGUACCAACACAUUGGCAUCACUGAAUCUAGAAACUAUGACUUGGGACAACAUUGCUUUAGAUAAAUUUGAAGAGUGCAUUCCACGCGCCAGAGCAGGCCACAGUGCAGUUGCCAUUCAAACUAGACUGUACAUUUGGUCAGGACGAGAUGGUUAUAGAAAAACUUGGAAUAACCAAAUUUGCUGCAAAGACCUGUGGUAUCUAGAAGUUGGUGUACCUCCUCAAGCUGGAAGAGUAGCCCUUGUUCGUGCUGGUACCACAUCCUUAGAACUGUGUUGGCCUGCGAUGAACACCGUUACUACAUAUGUUUUACAAGUACAGAAAUGUGGCAAGGUGACACCGGCGCGUUUCCCCGCCGCGGCCGAACCGGUGGCCGCGCCGCCACCCGCAUCGCCCAUAGCAUCACAACCAGACGCCGCCAAAGCUUUUGGUUUAACAUCACCUAUUUCCAGCGGACUGCCACCCCCACCCACGGCUGAACCGUUGUCCAUGCCAGUGCGACCCACAGCAGCGGCGGCCUCAUCAACUGCGGCAAUCGUCACCACACCACAGAAAAUUGGCCCCAUCAAAGUCCCAGCUCAAGCUGCUACUGUUAAAAUUUCACCUAACACACCUACAAUAAAACAGACUACUUAUCAGGGCAAAACGGUGGUCAAGUCACCAGCAACAGUUGCAACGCCAGGUUCGUCGCAGCAGAUCAAAGUUGCUGCUGUUACUCCACAGGGCAUGACCAGAAUUGUGAGCGGCGUGACCACCCCCGGCACCGUGCGCGUUUCGACCGCGCAGUCGAACGCACAAAUCGUGAUUGGCUCAGCGACAGUCGGCGCUGGUACUCCGCGCUUCGUCCAAGUCAAGACCGGCGCCAGUGGCGGCGUACCAGUGAAGCUCGGCGCCGGCACCCCAGUCAAACUCGCCGGGAAUGCCGUUCCUCUUAAAAUUGGCGCGGCAAACAUUCAGGGUAAAAUUACUACAAAUACCGUUCAGAAGGUCGGCCAAGUUGCAACAACCAAUGUGCCUCUAAAACUCGGUGCCGGUAACGUCAAGAUUGGCACGAGUAACGUGCUCGUGAAGACCGCGGGCGGUGUUCCUAUUCAAGCAGUAGCGGCGCCUGGUAGCAUUCAAGGCAAAGUCGCGACGGGCGUCCCAGUAAAGUUGGGCGCUGGUAACCUACCAGUCAUAGCAAGCAGCGGCGGUGCCAUACAAAUAGCAGGCAGCGCGCUAGGAGGACAACCCGUAAAAGCACCUGUAUACAAAAUUGUUACGGCAAAAUCUGGGGAGCAGACAGCGACCGUAGCAACGACAGCUACGUCCGCGACCGGCGCCACGGUGCUGCGGCAGGCUGGUGGCAAUGCCGGCAUACCCGUUAUCAUCAAGAAGACGCCCGGCGCAAGUGCACAGGCAAGCAACACGCCACAGUAUGUGACGCUCGUCAAAACAUCGACUGGGAUGACCGUAGCGACGAUGCCAAAGGUAGCAAUGAUGCAGAAUCGGCCCGCAGUACCGGUUAGCGUAGCACAAGCGCAGGGCAUUGCGUCCGGCGCCACCAUUGUGAAGCUCGUUUCGGCGAACACAAUGGGCGGUAACAAGAUCAUCACGCUGCCCUCGAACAUGCUACAACUUGGCAAAUCUGGCGUCGGCGGCAAGCAGACGAUCGUCAUCACCAAGUCGGCCAACCAAGCGGCGCAGUCGAGUCAGCCGCAGUGAGCGCGAACUGUCAGUGUCUCCGAGUGUCCUUAGCUUAGUGGGUGCCUCGGGCUACGGCUGCGGCCGGCCUGUCCACUCAGCUCUGAAUGUAAUGUACGAAACAAGUGGUGAUGUCUCUAGAAUGUAUAUUGUAUUGUGAAAUGCUAUAUUGAGUGGGUCGGACAUAGUAUAUCUAUUUUAAAAUCAUAUGGAAUAUAGUUUAUGACUUUUUGUAUGUUAUAUGGGUCUGUGUAGAAAGUGUCCUCAUAGAGUUAUACUAAAAUAUUUUAUUUACUCCCAUAGAUGUAAUGUUACAUUAUUGAUUUACACCCUGACUUCUGAAAGUGAUCUGUGUAAUUGUUAUGAAGAGUAAAUUGUUACAUGGUUGUUGUAACAUUUGUGACUUGCACCGUCAGCAAUACAGACUUGCUGUACUUUUUAUUAAUUUACAUUUAAACAAAUUAAAUUACAAGUUACGACUUUGUAAACUGGAAUUCCAACUGUAAGUUUUGAAACGUGUAUUCCUUGACAUUCAAUGAAAAUGCCAUCAAUUGUUUUAGUAUAACGUGCUAAGUUAAAUUUUGUUUUUGUACUGUUUACCUGUAACAAUUUAGAUUAUUUUUGCAUUAAGCAAUACUGAUCAUAAUAAGUAAGAUAUUAUUUGCUUGGAUUUGCUGACUGAAGAUAAAGAAGAAGAAGCACUAAAUUGUGGCUGCAAUAUGCUUAUUAUAUUACUUUCCAUAACCGUUGUUGUCUUUGGAAUUAUUUCAGCAAUUCUGCCUUCCUUAUUACGUCAUCUCUGAUGUAAUUUCACAUUUUCUUAAUACUUUCAAAUUUAAACCUGUCAAGACGAAGGCAGAUGACAGUGUGUUAGAUUAUAAUAAUAUUAAUUUAUGCCGUAAUAAUAUUAUAUGUAUGCUCUGACUUUGGUUGCUGCAACUUCAUCAAAACCCACCAAGUGGUGUUGCUGCAACGAAAAACGUUGCAUACACACUUGUUCCUUAGUUAUUAGUUAAGCCACAACACUCCUGUUAAGCACUAUUUAUGUGUUUGUAUGUCGAGCCAAUGUUGUUUUUCUUGUUUGGCAUUUGUUUAAAAAGUCCAUAUGUAAUUAUAACUAGGUAUGAGACUAGUGACCCUAAAUAGUUUACUUGAGGCUUUUCAACACAAACGUCCAAAGGUCAUGUAUAUUCAAAAUUCACUGUUGUCUAUUUUACACAAAAUAUUUGUGCCUAACAAGUUUUUCAAUUACAUAAUAUAAUAUUUAAUUCCAAUGCAUGACGUGAAGGGCACUUCCGUUUAUUAUAUGACAAUUUUAUUGAUAAGUUAUUUAUCAAUAAUUGUUUUUUAAGAAGUAAUUGACAUAAAAAUGCAGAAUAUUAUUUUACGUGCCCCAUGGCGAUAUUAGCGUUGAUGUGAAUUGACUUAUUUGAUAGGAGAACUAUUAAAUACGAAGCUGUUUCUCGACUUUAGAAUAUGUCUGUAACAUAAUUAAAAUAAGCUACUGUAUCACCCCAUGAUUUAAUGUUACAGUUUGUCAAAUAAGUCUCUCCUGGUUUUCGCUACUUCGAUAGGGCACUCCAAAAAAGCAAGUUAAAUUAUUUUGGAUUAAAUUUAUUGUUUUAAAUUUGAAUACGAAAGGCGAGUGGUAUUCUGCAUUUCUAUACUUAGCAAUAAGCGUGAUAGUUGUAUGUACGUAGGAUAAUCAUUAUAAGGU
This is a messenger RNA of Hyposmocoma kahamanoa, 4368 nucleotides long. It is a transcript of the gene Hcf, whose product is annotated as host cell factor 1. Gene Ontology annotation, biological process: chromatin remodeling; regulation of DNA-templated transcription. The record is from RefSeq and is a predicted model, not a curated record. NCBI's taxonomy places the organism in Eukaryota, Metazoa, Arthropoda, Insecta, Lepidoptera, Cosmopterigidae. The transcript has a single exon. Gene Ontology annotation, cellular component: histone methyltransferase complex. Gene Ontology annotation, molecular function: transcription coactivator activity; protein binding. Bases 126 to 2672 code for a protein of 848 amino acids.